AAGUUGAAAAGCCCUCACCUUUGUGAAGGUACCGGAAGCUUCAAAGACGGUGGGGGUCAAAGCGCACCAGCUGCAGGUUCUUGUGGACAGAAUGGACGAGAACUCAAAUGAUCCCUGGCAGGUGGGAGUGGACAGUGGUCGAGUCAAGUUGCUCAGUCCAGCUGGUUAUCUCUUUACAGGCAUUUACCUCACGGUUCUCGGCGUGCUGGCGGUACUCGGCAACGGACUGGUUUUCUGCGUGUUGGUGCGGAAGCGCACUCUCCGCCGGAAGCCCCACAACAUGUUGCUCAUCAGCAUGGCGGCAUCGGACCUCGUUAUCACCAUGUGCGGCUACCCAUUCACCACGCUGUCAAGCUACAAGAACCAGUAUCUUUUCGGCUGGUUCUACUGCAUCUUACAAGGCUUCAUCACGUCCUUGUGUGCCAUUGGAACAAUGAACACUCUUGUUGUAAUCAGUAUCUACAGAUACAUCACAGUAUGCAAACCGCAGUUGAAACACCUGUUGACAUUGGAACACACGUAUAAAGUGCUGCUCAUCGUCUGGUUAUACACUCUGUUCUGGACCGUCCCGCCUCUGAUGGGCUGGAACUCUUACACCAUCGAGCCUUUCGGAACCUCCUGCAGCAUGGACUGGAUAAGUGAAGACCCAUACGACAUAAUGUACAUCUACUGCGUCAUUGGCCUCUUCUACGUCGUCAACACCUUCAUCAUGGCCUUCUGCUACUCCAGCAUCGUUAAGAAGUCAAAAGAGCUUGGGAUGAUGAAGUCCGGUAGCUUCAAUGUUGAUGAAGCCAAGAAACACCAUAAGAUGAAGGUCGAAGUGAAGGUUACAGGAAUGUGUCUGUGUCUGGUCCUUGUGUAUUUCAUUGUGUGGUCCCCCUAUGCCUUGGUCAGCUUGUGGUCUGUGUACGACCGCAACAUCCCCAUCUGGGCCACGACAUUGCCGACGUUGUUCGCCAAGCUCGCCAGCAUGCUCAACCCGUUUGUCUAUGUCGCCACCAACACUUCUUUCAAGAAUGCUGCCAGAAGCUUUUUCUGUGAUAAGAAGAAUAGGGUCAGUUCUCUGGCAUAUAACUGCGUGAAGACGGCAAAGGGAUCGAAAGACGUCUACACCAUUGAUAAAACCAAAGAAGGCAUCUACAUUGGGAAGAAUGAGGUUCAUAUGCCAACCAAAGAUGCAACAUUCUUUUAGGAAACUGCAUAUUCAACUUGAUAGUAUGAAGCGCCUGAAUAGAUCAGCAUGACCUGGCAGUCACGUCACGGUGACGACAUCGUGGACAUGACGAACAAUUAUGUUAAACGAUGCGUGGUAGAGUGAGUGAGUGAGCUUAAUGCUGCUUUGUGAUCUAGAGUGAAUGAUUGAGUUUGGUGUCACACCGUUUUGAACAGUA
Messenger RNA from Haliotis rufescens (red abalone), 1391 nucleotides. Its product is annotated as opsin-5-like. The record is from RefSeq and is a predicted model, not a curated record. NCBI's taxonomy places the organism in Eukaryota, Metazoa, Mollusca, Gastropoda, Lepetellida, Haliotidae. Gene Ontology annotation, biological process: G protein-coupled receptor signaling pathway. The transcript has 5 exons. The coding region runs from base 92 to 1192 and encodes 366 amino acids. Gene Ontology annotation, cellular component: membrane. Gene Ontology annotation, molecular function: G protein-coupled receptor activity.